This is a messenger RNA of Solanum dulcamara, 897 nucleotides long. RefSeq names its product transcription factor RSL3-like. Bases 1 to 897 code for a protein of 298 amino acids. NCBI's taxonomy places the organism in Eukaryota, Viridiplantae, Streptophyta, Magnoliopsida, Solanales, Solanaceae. Gene Ontology annotation, molecular function: protein dimerization activity; DNA-binding transcription factor activity, RNA polymerase II-specific; RNA polymerase II cis-regulatory region sequence-specific DNA binding. The record is from RefSeq and is a predicted model, not a curated record. Gene Ontology annotation, cellular component: nucleus. The transcript has 5 exons. Gene Ontology annotation, biological process: regulation of transcription by RNA polymerase II.
AUGGAGCCUGUAUCUGAAGAGGAAUGGAGUGGAAUGUAUUCCACUGAUCAGGAGGCUUAUUUCAUGGCUCAGUUGCUUUGGCAGCCUAAUAACAUUGACAAUACUACUACUUCAAUGUAUUUUUCUAGUUAUAAUGGUUGUAGUGGUUCUCAAUUUUCCCUUCCAAGUCAUGAAAGCUACUACCAGAGUCAUGUUCGGUCAAUCUUGACGAGAAAUGGAAGUUCAAUAACAAAGGAACAUAGUAUGGUGGAAGGUGAAAACACAAGUUCACCCUCUCAGGUGCCUACUAAUUACAAUCUAAUUGAAGUGGAUGACUUCCUCAACCAAGAUGUGAGCAAUGAUAGCAUGGAGUCUGGUGAAAACAUUCCUAAAGAUGUAUUGCAGCUAGGAAGAGAUGUUGAACUAGUGCGAAAACUUCUGCAAGACAAAGUACUGGAUAGUCCACCAGAGAGAUCUAAACAAAAGAGAUGCCGCGGGUUGCUUGAGGAUGUCCCAAAGAACAAGAGAAGCGUAAAGCUGAAAAAGACUAGAGAGAUUGAUGGGGAAAACAAGGCUGCACUGCAGAGGCAGAACUCUAUUAGUUGCUGCUCAGAAGAUGAAUCUAUUAAUGUACCUAAAUCAAGAGCUUGCAGAGGUUCAGCAACUGACCCCCAGACCUUGUAUGCAAGGAAAAGAAGAGAGAGAAUUAAUCAAAGAUUGAGGAUCUUGCAGAGUCUAGUCCCUAAUGGAACCAAGGUUGAUAUUAGCACCAUGCUUGAAGAGGCAGUCCAGUAUAUCAAUUUUUUGCAACUUCAAAUUAAACUUUUGAGCUCUGAUGACCUAUGGAUGUAUGCUCCGAUUGCGUACAACGGAAUGGACAUUGGCCUAAAUCUGAAGAUAGGAACUCCAAAAUCAUAA